CCAAAAACCACAAAAGCCAGAGACCACAGAAGCCAGAAGCCACGAAAAACAAAAAAAACACACCAGAAAACAAAAAAAUCCAAAAUUAAAUGGCCCUUCAUAUCGAAUCCACGAAGGACCAGAGGACCAAGGGACUAGCGGACCAGUGGACCAGCGGACUGUAGGGGACCAGCGGACCAGCAGACCAGAGGACCAGGGGACCAGCGGACCAGAGGACCGGCCACCUACACGACUGGGAAUUCCAGGGAUUUCAUCGCACAACGAAUAUUUUUUUUGAUUCAGUAAAUAUUUUUUUUCCAAUACCUAUGCCUAUGCCCGCUUGAAGGGUCGGCCCUCGGAAACCACCGGCCGUCCUUGACCCAGUGGUGGAACUCGGUCAACAAAGUCCUGAGAGCAUGGAGAAAGCUUCAACCUUUAAUCAUUGAUACCAACAGUGGCAAACACUCCAAGCACAAAUGACCUCCACGACCUCCUCACCAAGACCCCCCCGCAGCCCCGACCCGCGCCGCGGGACGCGUCACGACCCGCGAAGGACUUGCAGCGGCAGCGGCAGCUGAGCGAGGCGUCCCGGCGGGCCAUGUCGAUCGACUACUGCCGAGAACAAGGCAGUAAUGCCAUGAUGCGCUGGCUCCGCGGCACGCCCAUCGACGUGAAUUACGACUUCCGCCGCUGGCGCAAGCAUCAGGUGGCCACGCGCCAUAUCCUUCUUUGGUCGCCGCGCAAUGCCUUGAGGUGGGAUUUGCUGCGACGACUUCUCUUCCCGGACCUGGCCUGGCUUGGGCUGAACAGCAGCCUCCUAUGCCUCUACAAUGUACAUUUGAUGGCCACGGCUUCACCAAUACUCUCAGUGCCCUUAGUGACGGUGACCAUGCCCUCCUUCGCCUUGGGUCUACUGAUCACCUUCAAGACGCAGAGUGGGUAUGAGCGCUUCAUUGAAGGGCGGACGUUGUGGGAACAUCUUCUGAGAGAGAGCCGGGCCCUUUGUAGCCGCAUCUUGCUGCGGGUGCCCAGCAGCAACGGGACCUUGUGCACGCCGGUCUUCGAAGCGCAGCGCAGGGCGGUGAAGCUCGUGACCUGCUUUCCCGUGGCCUUGAAGUAUCACCUCACUGAGGAUGGGUGCAAUCCCCACAUUCAGCUAGGUGAUCGUGCUCGGGAGGAGGAGGUGCAACGCGCCACGACGCGUGCCUUCCAGGCGGAGUUGGGACGGAUUUGGGACAUGACCUGCCCGGAAGAGCGCGCGAUCGUGGAUCGGAUCCUGACGAGCGCGGCGAAUCGGCCGCUGCAGAUCUUGCAUGAGCUCCAGCAUUUGAAUAGCUCUGUCUUCUCGGUGGCCAAGUUAGGCGGCUUGGACCCGCCUGCCGCCAAUGAGCUGGAUCGCAGCAUUAUGAAGUUGCACAACGUGUUGGGUGCCUGCGAGAAGAUCUUGCGCACGCCCAUCUACACGCCCUACACGCGGUUUACCAGUCGCUUUCUGUUUGUGUGGUGCAAUGCCCUGCCGGUGGCCAUGUUUCCCUUGCUCGGCCCGACCUUGACCGUUCCCAUCACCUUGGUGAUUUCCUUCUUCAUGCUCGGCAUCGAAGACAUCGGCAGCCGGGUUGAGCAGCCCUUCGAUGUGCUGCCGCUGUGGCAGUACUGCGAAGACAUCGAAAACUCCUGCAACCAACUCUUAGAGCACAGUCGCAUGCUAGGGCGCCUGCCCGAGCACACAGAGUCGUUGGAGAAUGCCAUGUUGAGGCAGCAGUUAGGCCCAUUUGUGAGCAGCAUCUCAGUGUGAGAGCAAUCGCUCGAAAAAUCAGUGCGAAUUGGACCAGCAUUGGAUGGCAAUGAGUAUUGUGAGUCAUGUCACCCCUGCCAACCACAUUCUUCAAGGCCAAAUCCGUUUCUGCAU
This is a messenger RNA of Durusdinium trenchii, 1888 nucleotides long. The record is from the annotation of a GenBank genome assembly. Lineage: Eukaryota; Dinophyceae; Suessiales; Symbiodiniaceae.